AUGUCCCUGUCAUUCUUCUUCGAGGUCACACAGCAAGAGUACUUAGCCACUCUCAUCGUUCGCUGCUGCAUAUCAUUGAGCUUUUGUUUCCUCGCAGCAUCUGUCUGGCUUGACUGGGGCGAAUUUACAGCGUCGCUACAUGCACUGAUGAGAUCACUCCAAUCGCCUGUCUCACACUGUGGUGCUUGCACGUCUACCGAUAGCAGAGUUCUACGUGAUUUCAACAAGGCAAGAGUGGCGCGAUUACAGUUCGUGGCUGACACGCUGUUGAUACCCUUGUCGGCCAUGUUUAUGCCACUAGUCAUUUGCAUGCAUGUUGCAAAUCCCUCCGACUGGGGUGUUGUUUUCAGAGCGGUGUUCAUGUGUGGACGUUCAUGGGCCAAUUUAUACUGGAAGCACAUGAGAAGAUCACCCGGGUUUACCGCCGUGGACGUAGUGUGCCUGUUCAAAGUGUUCAUGUGCACAAUGGCCUUGCGAAUGUGCUUUGCAAGCGCAACUUCCUAUCUCAUGUACGGUGGGUUGUGGAGCGCGGCACGCGCGACUUUCGCGAUCUUCAUACUUGAUUGGAAGACUUCGGUAAGAUGGAACAUACUUCUUUCUGCAGUGACGUGCGUCGCUGUCUGGCAGGGGCGCGAGCAAAUUGUAAUCACCGACGGAGUCUCUUCCAUGGCAGCGUUCGUCCAUAACGUCUUUAUUGAGGUGGUUACUUGUGCACUUGUCUGCUGUGCCUCAAUAUUCCUGGAGGUUUGCGAGAAGGACCGCCUCAAGGCGUCCCUGGAGUCCAACCAGUCUGGCCGGGCGUAUCGGGCAGUUCAAAGACUGCUCGGCGUACUCUGCGACGCCCAGCUGUACAUCUGCCCACAACUGAACAUCAUCGCCCAUUCCCCACACCUGGUGCACUUGUUGGGCCCCGAAGACCAAGCGGGCGACACGAGGAGCGCGCUUCUCGGAUGCAACUUCCUUCGGUACGUGGGGGAGUCCGACCAGCAGCGCUUCCAGGACUUCAUCUCGGCGACGGCGGCGCUGCAGUCCGAGGACUCCCCGCUCAAGCGCGUCGCCGCCUCGGUGGCCGAGGACCUGAACUCGGGCGAGUGCGCCAUGGGCCCUGCCACUUCCAUCCAGGUGUCGCUGUGCAAGGACGGGGGGACGCACCCGAUCCCCGUGGAGCUGUUCCUGAUCUGCAUCACCGACGCCGGGGACGCCCCCGAGUUUCUGAUGGGCAUCCGGGAGACCUCCGAGGUGCUGCCGCGGGAGGCGUGCACUGACGCCCCCGGCGCCGUGGCGCUGCAGCUGCUGGCGGCGGCCCCGCACGCGCGCGAGCCCCAGCUCGAGGCCGCCGGGGCGCCGUGCGCGGGCGAGCUUCGCCCGCCGCCCAGCGCGGCGCCGCCACGCUCUGAGCCGCCGCUGCUCCGGCCGGCCCGGCGCGCCCCCGCGGCGGGCCAGGAGCGGCGGCCGCAGCCUUCACUCGGGCGGAGGUCGCGCAGUUCCCUCUCGUCGUCCUCGAAGACCUCCUCCACCUCGUCUGGGAGCUGCGCGCCAGGCGCAGCGGGCUGCGUCUCUUCCGUGUGCCUGCGGCUGGACUCCGCGAGCAGGGGCCUUCGCGUCGAGGACAUGGUGCUGCACUUCAAGGACGGGCACUUGGCGCCACGCCUGAAGGAUGAUUGGGUUCCACGGGAAGUUUUGAAUGAUAUCCUCAAGAUCUACCAGGACCUCGUGAACCAAAGAGAGUACGCAGGUGGCGAGGAGGCGACGGCGGGUGUGGACUUUGGUGCGGUGCGGUUUUCCAAAAACGGAGACACGUUCCUGCGGGCGGAGUGUGCAGAGCUUGCGGCCGAUGACCCUACGAAAGACCCACGCGAUCCUGGCGACGAUCCUGGCUGCUUCAAUCCGAUCGUUCUCAUGAAGCUGACCGGGGUGUCGAAGUUUCGCAUGCCUUGGCAGAAGGGGCUGCAGAUGCUGCCCCCGAUCGACGAGUCACCAACGGAUGCGGCGGGCCAGCACUGCGGCGCGCCGUCGCAGGGUGGCGACGUGCCGACGCUCAAAAAGAGAGCGGGCAGCUUGAAGAGGACUGCCGAGGCCUGA
Prorocentrum cordatum is the source of this 2082-nucleotide messenger RNA. Lineage: Eukaryota; Dinophyceae; Prorocentrales; Prorocentraceae. The record is from the annotation of a GenBank genome assembly.